Messenger RNA from Balaenoptera ricei (Rice's whale), 2449 nucleotides. It is a transcript of the gene THOC5, whose product is annotated as THO complex subunit 5. Gene Ontology annotation, cellular component: THO complex part of transcription export complex. The coding region runs from base 228 to 2312 and encodes 694 amino acids. Gene Ontology annotation, molecular function: mRNA binding. The record is from RefSeq and is a predicted model, not a curated record. NCBI's taxonomy places the organism in Eukaryota, Metazoa, Chordata, Mammalia, Artiodactyla, Balaenopteridae. The transcript has 22 exons. Gene Ontology annotation, biological process: mRNA export from nucleus; positive regulation of DNA-templated transcription, elongation.
CUCCUUCCUUCCGCUUCUCUAUGGUGCGCGAGCCGCCGGAAGCGGCUCGCUGGCCGGGACAGGUCGGGGUGCAGUGUGGUGCUUAACAUUAUUAACCACUCGUGUACCAUCUAAAGCCCUGCUCUCAGAUCAUCUUCAUCGCCUGCCCCAGUGGAGCGCCUCCUGCAUUAAUGUCCACAACCACCUCUGAGGUCUCUGCUGUUUCCUCCUGACCUCACCAAACAACCAUGUCAUCGGAAUCAAGCAAAAAACGAAAGCCCAAAGUGAUCCGAAGUGAUGGAGCUCCAGCUGAAGGGAAGCGUAAUCGUUCUGACACUGAACAGGAAGGUAAAUACUACAGCGAGGAGGCUGAGGUGGACCUGCGGGACCCUGGCAGAGACUAUGAGCUGUACAAGUACACGUGCCAAGAGUUGCAGAGGCUCAUGGCCGAGAUCCAGGACCUGAAGAGCAGGGGAGGCAAGGAUGCGGCAGUUGAGAUCGAAGAUCGGAGGAUCCAGAGCUGUGUGCAUUUCAUGACUCUAAAAAAGCUUAACCGAUUAGCCCACAUCAGGUUGAAGAAAGGAAGAGAUCAGACUCAUGAGGCCAAGCAGAAAGUGGACGCCUAUCACCUGCAGCUCCAGAACCUGUUGUAUGAGGUGAUGCACCUGCAGAAGGAGAUCACCAAAUGUCUGGAGUUUAAGUCAAAGCACGAAGAAAUCGAUCUGGUCAGCUUAGAGGAGUUUUAUAAGGAGGCUCCUCCAGAUAUCAGCAAGGCGGAAGUCACAAUGGGAGACCCUCACCAGCAAACCCUUGCACGUCUGGACUGGGAGCUGGAGCAGCGGAAAAGGCUGGCGGAGAAGUACCGAGAGUGCCUGUCCAACAAGGAGAAGAUCCUUAAGGAGAUUGAAGUAAAGAAGGAGUACCUGAGUAGCCUCCAGCCUCGUCUCAACAGCAUCAUGCAGGCUUCCCUACCGGUGCAGGAGUACCUGUUUAUGCCCUUCGACCAAGCUCACAAGCAGUAUGAGACAGCCCGACACCUACCACCUCCCCUCUAUGUCCUCUUUGUCCAGACCACUGCGUAUGGGCAAGCCUGUGCUCAUAUGAAAUCCUCCCAGCCCCCUAGACAGGAUAAGACGCUGUCUGUGGCGAUUGAAGGCAGCGUGGAUGAGGCCAAGGCUCUGUUCAAGCCUCCCGAGGACUCCCAAGAUGACGAGAGUGACUCAGAUGCUGAGGAGGAGCAGACCACGAAACGCCGGCGACCCACACUGGGAGUUCAGCUGGACGACAAGCGCAAGGAGAUGCUGAAGAGGCACCCGCUGUCCGUCAUGCUGGACCUGAAGUGCAAAGAUGACAGUGUACUGCACCUGACUUUCUACUACCUCAUGAACCUCAACAUCAUGACGGUAAAAGCCAAAGUGACAACCGCCACAGAACUGAUCACCCCCAUCAGUGCAGGUGACUUGCUGUCUCCUGACUCAGUCCUGAGCUGUUUGUAUCCUGGGGAUCAUGGAAAGAAAACUCCAAAUCCAGCCAAUCAGUAUCAGUUUGAUAAAGUUGGCAUCCUGACUUUGAGGGACUACGUACUUGACUUAGGGCAUCCCUAUUUGUGGGUGCAGAAGCUGGGUGGCCUCCACUUCCCCAAAGAGCAGCCCCAGCACACUGUGAUCGCUGACCACUCGCUGAGCGCCAGCCACAUGGAGACUACCAUGAAACUGCUGAAGACCAGGGUGCAGUCCCGCCUGGCCCUCCACAAGCAGUUUGCCUCCCUGGAACAUGGCAUUGUGCCAGUUACCAGCGACUGCCAGUACCUCUUCCCUGCAAAGGUUGUCUCUCGUCUGGUGAAGUGGGUGACGAUUGCCCAUGAGGAUUAUACGGAGCUGCAUUUUACCAAAGACAUCGUGGAGGCGGGACUGGCUGGGGACACCAAUCUCUACUAUAUGGCACUCGUGGAAAGGGGCACAGCUAAGCUCCAGGCUGCCGUGGUGCUGAACCCUGGCUACUCCUCCAUCCCACCCAUUUUCCAGCUCUGUCUGAACUGGAAAGGGGAGAAAACCAACAACAACGACGACAAUAUUCGGGCCAUGGAGAGUGAGGUCAACGUGUGCUACAAGGAGCUGUGUGGCCCCCAGCCCAGCCACCAGCUCUUGACAAACCAGCUGCAGCGCCUGUGCGUGCUGCUGGACGUCUACCUGGAGACGGAGAGCCACGAUGACAGCGUGGAGGGGCCCAAGGAAUUUCCCCAGGAGAAAAUGUGUCUGCGGCUUUUCAGGGGCCCCAGCAGGAUGAAGCCGUUUAAAUAUAACCAUCCGCAAGGAUUCUUCAGCCAUCGCUGACCUCCCACUCGGCCUGUUGUUUCCCCCCAGACCCAACUGCUGCGCGUCUGCUUUCUGCUCCGGCGCACAUGUAGCUCUUGAUAGUCUCCAAAGACAGGUUUUCUAUUUCUAGCCUAUUAAAGUGUCACCUGACCAUG